Messenger RNA from Stegastes partitus (bicolor damselfish), 1224 nucleotides. It is a transcript of the gene rexo2, whose product is annotated as small fragment nuclease. The transcript has 7 exons. NCBI's taxonomy places the organism in Eukaryota, Metazoa, Chordata, Actinopteri, Pomacentridae. Gene Ontology annotation, cellular component: mitochondrion. The record is from RefSeq and is a predicted model, not a curated record. Gene Ontology annotation, molecular function: 3'-5'-RNA exonuclease activity; nucleic acid binding. The coding region runs from base 145 to 753 and encodes 202 amino acids.
CAGGCUGUUCUCCCGUUCAGUAGGGCAGUGUAUCAUUCACACUGCAAUAAGCGCAGUAGAGUUCUGCUGCAGAACGUCAGCCGUUUAAUACAACCAUUGACUGCAACGACGACAGACCCCUACUCCAGAUCCAGAAGAAUCAGCAUGUCGUCCACCGCAAUGUCCCAGAGAAUGGUGUGGGUGGACCUGGAGAUGACAGGUCUUGACAUCGAGAAGGACCAAAUCAUUGAAAUGGCAUGCAUCAUCACAGACUCUGACCUGAACAUUUUGGCUGAGGGGCCCAACUUGAUAAUUAAGCAGCCAGACGAGCUACUGGAAGGGAUGUCCGAGUGGUGUAAAGAGCAUCAUGGAAAAUCAGGACUGACCCAGGCUGUACGGGACAGUAAAAUCACCCUGGAACAAGCAGAGUACGAAUUCCUGUCCUUCAUCAGACAGCACACUCCGCCUGGACAGUGUCCUCUUGCUGGUAACUCUGUGCAUGCAGACAAGAGGUUCCUGGACAAGUACAUGCCACAGUUCAUGUACCACCUUCACUACAGAAUCAUUGACGUCAGCACCAUCAAGGAGCUCACCAGACGGUGGUUUCCAGAGGAAUUCAAGAUGGUGCCGCACAAGAAAGCAAGUCACAGAGCCUUGGAUGACAUCCAGGAGAGCAUUAAAGAGCUGCAGUUCUACAGAGCCAACGUCUUUAAAGCGUCAGCAGAGGAGAAGAAGCGAAAGAUCGUAGAAAAUGGAGGCUGUAACAAAUGUUAGCACACAAGUGAAACUGAGUUUUCACAGCUGCAUUUCUUGAAGAAAGCAGUUUCAUCGUUCAGUGCCAUUGUCUUCAUUAUUUUGCUUUCCGAUCACAGUUAACGACCGAAAAAUCCAGUGUUUGAAUAUGAUAAAUGUAGAGGCUCCAUUAAAGGGAACAAGAUUUUUACAAGUUCAAAAGAGGAUCAUUUGGAAGUGACCUUUAGUAUUUAUAUGUUGAAUUUAGUUUGAUGGAGACAGUCUGAGAUUGAUUUUCAUUUUUUUUUGUUAAAAUAAAAACAGAAAAAUUCAGUGGUCCCUGACAGACCAAAUUUGUCAGCUUGUGUCGACAAUUUCAUUGUGCAGUGCAUUCAUGCCUGAAAUGUGAUUUAAUUGCACACAUACUUUGUAUGCAUGCUAAAUUUUAUGUUUUGAAUGUGGUGUUGAUGGACACUACUGUCCUGCAAUGCAAUAAAAAGUUGGUGCAGCUCA